AUGCGAAUCCAGACGGGACCGACACAGGAUCUUCAGAGGGGGAACAACUUCGUUGACAGCAUGCUCUCCAUGUUUGACUCGAAUAAUGAUGGGUUUCUAACCAAAGUUGAGGCUAGGAAGGCCGCGUCGCAGUUUGACAUUGGGUCUCGUGAGCUCAAAGGAGCGUUGAAUAAAAUCGGGAUUGACAAAAAGGAGGACAGCAUUCCUCUCGACCCAAUGAGUGAACAGAUUAAACGCAUUUGCGUGGAAAAAUUCAACUACAUGGAUUUGGACAAGUCCGGAACAAUCUCAUUGGACGAGGUUCUAUCGGCCAUUCAAGCAUUCAAUAUGCCGGCUUCAAUUAGUCUUGCAAGGCAAAUCUUCGAUUCUGUGGACUCAAAUAGGGACGGAGAGAUAGAUCUCAAAGAAUUUCUAGCAUUUCUAGCCUCCGUCAAGGAUGCAUACUAG
Hydatigera taeniaeformis is the source of this 447-nucleotide messenger RNA. Lineage: Eukaryota; Metazoa; Platyhelminthes; Cestoda; Cyclophyllidea; Taeniidae. The record is from the annotation of a GenBank genome assembly.